Messenger RNA from Xyrichtys novacula (pearly razorfish), 20713 nucleotides. NCBI's taxonomy places the organism in Eukaryota, Metazoa, Chordata, Actinopteri, Labriformes, Labridae. The record is from the annotation of a GenBank genome assembly.
AUGUCGUUCUUCGGUGUGGACUUUGCGCGUAAGAAAGAGAGAGGUAAGUCAGUUUUAAACUUGGAAAUUGAUAUUCUGAACGCAACAUUUACUGUCAUAAAGAGGUCACGUUGGUGCAGUGUAGAUCCCUUCUGGAACAGCAGCAGAGAUUUUUUUCAUAAAACACAAACCUCCUCUGACAGGCUUAGCUGCUCACUUUUCAUCACAACGUCAUCAGGGUCUCUCUCAUCACCCAUUGUGACUGCACUGCAGUGGGACUCUUCUUCUGUAGCAUGUUGACUUUUUCAUGAUCAAAAUUUUGUCAUGACACUGAAAAAAUUUUAAAAUCAGUCACAUUAAUUCAAAUUUAAUAGAUGUCCUCAUGCAUCGACAUGCACAAGGUACACAGUAAAUUAUUUUCCAGGGCAGAGAGAUCGCCGACAAGUAAAAGCCACCUGCUUAAUGCCUGCUGCAUACUUUCUGCCGCAGGUUUUCACCAUAACAUCCAUUAACACAUACAAAAAAAAUGGACGUUAUAGUACAGGUUAUAGGCAUGAACCCCUAUGAUAACCAAUCAUUCAGUGUAAUUUACAGAUAUUACUAAGAAAACUGACUCCUGAAAAUAAAAAAUGCUGCAUGUGGUUAAACAGUUCCAACUUUUGUGUCAAAAAAAGUUAUUUUGGGAUUAAAUAUCUUGUAAUUCAGUAUUUGAUAGUAUUGAAAUGUGUCAGUUUGCCAAAAUAAGAAAAAUAGAGAACACCGUCUGUCAUAUUUUUCACCCCACAGCUGCUGCAAUUGAGGGACAGUGAGGAAAAAAAACAAGAAAGAAAGGAAGAGGAAGGAGAGCAGAGCAUCAACAUACAGAAAAGGCGAAGCGAGAGCAUCAGUUAAGAAAAGGAAGUUUAGUACAAUCACAGUGAUGACUUUUCAGCAGAACUGCACAAAAGUCACACUUCUCUCAUGUGUGUCUCUCUGCUCAGCCCCCCGUCACAGACUCUACAGCGCUAACGCUCCUCAUUCACAAGUCAGCAUAUGCUAGUGAUAUGUCAAGAUAAGGAAAUCUUUUAUUAUGGUGACUCAUUAAUUGCAGGAAAAUCUUAUUUAAUUCACCUUUUAUUACUAUUAUCAGUUUGUCAAAUGUUGGUCUGUGUUUCUUGAUUUUUUUCUGUGCUAGCCACAAAUGAUUCAAAAUCAAAGCAAACGAAAUUUAUUAUAUAGGGUCCGCAGGAGUUUAUUUGCUAUUACUGUGGUGUGGAAACAGACAUCAACAUCAUUUGGUUUUUACCUGAAAAGUAUCAAACUUCAAAAUUGUGUUAUUAUUUCUGCUCUGUUCUUUCAACUCAAGACACACUGAUGAGAUAAUUAUUCAGUACAUCUAUCAGUGGGAGGGAAGUCUCCUCUUAAACAUGUUUUUAAUGUGAUUAUUUUUACUUUAACUUCACUUCAAAUGAGAUUAAUGACAUCUGGACUUGUUUCAAAUUCACGUACAUUAAUCACUAUCCUUUUUCUGUGUCUUUUCAAACAGAGCUGGAGAGGAAACUACGUGCCAAUGACCGCGAGUACAACCUCUCCUUCAAAUAUGCAGUAAGUGCUUCAAGCCCACAUAUAUUUUACACAACAAUGCAGGAUUUUAUGUGGUCAGUGCAGAUAUUUACAAAGAAAGGGUGUGUCCUUGCUGUCAGGAGACGAGACAUCAGCCAGACAAAGAAGAAAUGUGAAUAAGGCACAUUUUUAGAUCAUCAGGACACAAAGAAAUUUUACGGAGAAGAAAUUGUGUGCGGAAUUAACAAAUAGAUGACAGGAACUUAUAAAAAGUGACAGGUAGCAGUCUUGAUAUGUCUUUUUAAGCACAUUUCCCUUUUCAAACAGUAAACAGAACAAAUUGAGAUCCACAAAAAUAAGUUUUCAACAAACAAAGUUUUCAGUUUUCAAAGAAAGGAGACCAAGCUCUGUCCAAACACAAAACAAAACUUUAUAAACUCCCCCGUCCCUCCUCUGUGUAAACAUUUACAUCCAGAGCAGCACAUCCAGUCUGUGGGCGGUUUUGUUAGUAAAGACAUUCAGAGAUGGAGUCACAUGUGAGUCAGAUCUGGGCUGGUCAGAGCGCUGAGCCUCCUGAUAAGACCCACCUGUUGCCGACCGAAUACCUACCACCAGAUCUACAAACAUCUGCAGCACGAAGUCUUUACAGAAAAACAAACUUUAACAAAAAUGAAUUAUCUCUGAGGAGCUCUAAUCUGCUUUAAAACUUUUAUUAUCUUAUUUUUUUAUGGUUAAUUGACAGAUCUAGAUAAAGCACGUCUCAACGUCCAAUUCAUAAUGCAUGAAUGUGCCCUUAACAAUGAAUCAACACCGUCAGUCAAUUCAAGGAAAGGCAGGACAAAGAUGGAGCAACACAUUACCUCAUAAACUUUACUGAUAACAAGGUUAUUUUACAUGUCGUCAUCUAUUUCUGAUUAUUUCCAAAUUUAUGAUUCACCGUCAGCAAUGUGACCAAAACUUCUUUGGAGACUGUGAACUCAUGGUUGUACCAUAUACCUAUUUUGAGAACAGUUAUUGUCAGCUAAUAGAGUAUGAAAGAUGACAAAAAGUUAAAUUAAACUGGAAAAAAACAAAGUAGACACCAGUCUGUGGACUCUUACAAAGACUUGCGUCUCCUCGUCUGACUGAUCUCAUGAUGACGGGUUUUCUGUUCCUGUUUCGGUGGUUGUUCAGCCUCAGUCUGACAGCAAAAAAACAUGUCCAACAUUUAAAUCACCAACACACAGGAAAAUAUAGUGAAACAGACGGAAAUCAAAAGUUACUUCUCUUCUGAUGCAGAUCACUAUUUAAAAGAAAGAUGACAUUUUUUACCCAUAUGUGCACAGAACAAAGUCAGCAAAAGUGUAUGGGGUGACAUAUUGUCCACAGGGGGUGCCAACAUUGACAUAAGGUUUCUUGCUUAAACCAUUGAGAACAAAUUCAGCCACUAAUUUCCCAUUUGUUAAAAUAGAAACUGGAAUCUCGUCUAAUCUAAAUGUAGGAAAACACUCAAAAACACUCAUAACUAAACAUAAGAACAGACUCGUAAAAUCUGUAAGAAAACAAUGUCAUAUUUGUUAGAUUAAUUUAGCUAACAUUAGCAGAGCUGUCACUCCCAGCCUUCAAACUUCUUACAGGCCUAAACUGGUUACACAUUGCUUUAUUUGACUAAACUCACACAACUCUAAUUUCAUUUUUUAUGAUUUCUUUGUUUAACUCUCUUCCCUUCUGUUUGCUCUCUUUUCGCUCUUUUCCCAGACAAACGCCAUCAAGACCUCCAAGUACCACUUCAUCACCUUCCUACCUCUAAACCUGUUUGAGCAAUUCCAGAGGAUCGCUAACGCCUACUUCCUGUUUCUGCUGGUGCUGCAGGUGAGCGAAACAAACACACCAAAACACAUGCAGGUGUACUCAGAGGAAAGCUUAAUGCGGCAAGUGUCAUCUCAUUUUUUAUUCUUAUUUUAUCAAAUAAGAAAAAAAAUGAAGUUUUGGUCAGUUUGUGGACCACAACAGAGACACUGUGAAAUUUAAGUUUCAGGAGAGUUUUUCUUUUAACAUAAUAAAAGCGACAGAUUCAGACGGACCUUAUGGUGGGAAUUCCUGUUUCACACACUUACAGACAUGCAAACCAACACAACACGUAUGCAUUAUAGCGCCUUACUGUUUCACAGUAAGACCAUGUGUGCUAACCAAACAGGAUGUGGAUGAAGAGAGAGAGAUUGAGGAAGUGUAAUAUCCAGCCCAGGAAAUUGCCUCAUGGUUUGCAAAACUGAAAACAGUCACACUGAACCGCAGAGGUCGUCUGCUGAGAAUUCUGUGCUGACAAGAGGGAAAUUCAGCUGUUUUGAAUAAAUUAAAAGCAACAUUUUUACGUACUUUUCUAGACAAGUUAAAACCCAUUCUGUUUAUUUCCUAGCAUUAAAAUCUCUCAGGGUUUGACGCAACUUGUUCUUGGAUUGAUAUUAACAUAGAAUCCCUGGUCAUCCUUUCAUGGCCUUUUUUUUUAAACUUUCAACAAAAUCGGGGGCCUGUGAUAUAAAUAAAGGUCAACAUACUCAGGGUUUCUUUAGAUUAUGAGGUUUCACUGAUCCUGACUGAGGAGAUCCCACGAAGCGGUCAAACAAGGCUGGUUCUCAACCUGAUAUGACGACCAACAGUUACCAUGAAUUGUUUUAGAUGAAAUGGUGAAAGCAACAUGAAUAAGCACAGAAAUGAACAAGUCUGACACCCGUAGCAAACUGGUUUUAAAAAAUAUUUAGCAGUAAAACAGAAAAUUGUGACUCAAAUAUCAAAUCAGUCAUCAUGUUAAUAUAUUUUUGUGUCUCUUUUGUUGUCGGUUUGUCUUUAGAGUGAGUCCCCAGUUUGUAUUUCCUGUCUCUUUUGUGCAGAUUUAACUUCAUAUUCAUAUUCGUCUUUAGAUGUCUGAACUGAAAUAAGGUCUCUCUUUGUGUGUUUUUCAGGUGAUCCCUCAGAUCUCGUCUCUGUCUUGGUUCACCACUGUGGUUCCUCUAGUUCUCGUGCUGACAGUCACUGCUGCCAAAGAUGCCACAGACGAUAUUGUAAGCACAUGUCUCUGACUUUCUUUAUCAUCAGUUCAUUAUAUCAUGAAUAAAGGCAUAAGUAACAUAAAACACUUACUGCCUGAACACGUGGGAAUUUCCCUCUAUUGUUACAUGAACUUCUGUAAUGUUAUGGAAACAACAUAUUUAUCCAGUGUCGGUAAAAACUCACUCAGCACUGUGUGUUACUUUCUGUUAUCUCAGGCUGCUGAUAAUCACCGUUUACUUACUUUGACUGUGGGAAAAAUAUCAGCCGUCUCAUGUACCAAACACUUCACUCUGUGCUAAAACCAUGUCGUCACAUUUUCAGUGUCUAACAGGACACACAAAAGUCUGGAAAUGUAAAGCAGCCACUUUAUUUAAAAGAACUCCACAGGACAUUCAAAUUUGGUACCUAAUGCUGAAAACUUUGGGUCUUGAUUCAGAUUUGCCGUUUAUUGCUUGUAAAGAUGGAUGUGGUUUCUCCUCUUCCUGUUGUUGUACUAAGGUGAUGCCAAAAGUUCCCGCAGCAGGUGCCGACGUAAUGCAUGACUGAGGAAAUCUGGCGUUUCAUAUCAGUGUUUCAUAUCCAGCUUUAAAAUUCUUAAUAGGAACUUUAAAAUACCUGAUUUGACCUUUUUUUACUGUUAUUACAAAAGAGAGGAUUUCAUCAGAUUUGUGGCAACGCUGUAAUGAAGACAUGAAUUGAUGUCAUAAAGGAAAUGAAACUGAUUAAGAAAUAACCAAAAACUCUCCCAGUCCAGGCUCACAACUACAAUAACAGUGUACUCACUCUGCAUACUCAUGAGGAAGUAGAAUUUUUAUUUACUGAAAGGUCAAACUGUUUCUUUGUCAUUACUUUCUGGAAACAUGAGCAGAACCAGAAAACAAUUAAAGGAAAAAGCUUUUUGUUUACUUUAGGCUUUCAAGGUUAACCAAACGCAUGAGUACGUGUGUGUUUGUACAUGUGUGCGUGUGGGGUGGAGACACCAAAUAACCUCAUGCCAAACCACCACAAGGAAAUGAAUUCAGUCAUGGGUUAAACAUUAGCUGAAGGAGAACAGGCGUCUUUUUGUUUGGCUGUCUUGAACGCUCCUCGCCCGUCGUUGCCCAUCUGUUCCCAGAGUGAAGUCAGCGGGCACGUCCAGGCUUGAUUUGAUCUGUACUCGCUCACAGAAACUCAACACUGACCAUGUUUGGUGAGGUGGAUAACCUUGCAAAACAUAUGCAGAAUUAACUGACACCAUGGCUGGGAUGACUGCUGUGAAAGGAAGUUUUAUAAGUAUGGAGGCAUUCAUCAGAAAGAGAGAGAGUAUUUGACAGACAUCACUUUUUCCUCUCACUUUGCAUUCACCUGUUUAUGGAGCAGGAGGUGAUUACAGAGUGAAGAUAUGAUAUAAAACUUUAUUGGGUCAUUAGGCCCGAUGCUCCUUUACUGCUUUUUGUAUUAUCAGUGGAAAUGACAGCACAGACUGUGGGUUUAUUGGCAGUGGAAUAACUAACAAAACAAUCCACAUAAAAAACACACAGAUCUAUGCCAUAAAAACUCCUCACAUCCUCACAGGACUUCAUUGUAACACUCAUGAAGGUUUCGUGGAUCUCUUCUCACCCCCCAGGGUGGUCAGUACAUGACCAAUUAGAAAUUAAUUGCAUGCUCCCCCUUCAAAUAUGAACUCUGUUUUCAUGCACACUCCACUCGGAUGAAUACAUUAUGUAUUAGAUCGCUGGAAUGGCAUAAAAAUUGUGUGGAUUUCAUGAGACACAGCAGAAAUGUAAAAUCGGUCAUUUAUGAGUUGUGGGUGGUCUAAAUAGUCACAGUUUCAUUAAAGAAAUGGAUAAAUAAAACCUCAUUUGACAAACCCUGUUUGCAAAAAUUACUUUAUAGUGACAUUCAAAUUGAUCUAACUGGAAGUCCCUUAUCCCUUGCUCACGUGAACAUUUAUAUAUAUUUGUACAAGUUCCCCUUAUAUUUGCACUUCAAUAUUUCAAAAUUAAAACACAGUGCAACACUCGGUUGAAACAGCUUUGUCUGAAGAAAGUGUAGAUCUAAACCGAAUUUUCUUGUCGGCUUCUUUUUGACUGAGUGCUGUUUCUUUGUGUGUGUGUCUUUUUUUCAGAACCGCCACAGGAGCGACAAUCAGGUCAACAACCGUAAAGUUGAAGUCCUCAUUGAUAGAAAGUAAGCUAAUUCAUGUGCAAUACACCAGGACACAUAGAUAGAAAGCUUCAGGUUGUUUUGUUUAGGUUUUGUUGAGGCAGCAUGAAGGUACUUCAUUCUUUCUGUACUGGUGGGUAUUCCACAGGGCACCAUACUAGCGCCCCUAAAGUUUUGUUUUAAAAAGCCCCUGAAAAGAUCCAUAAGAGUGGCUAAUUGUUUAAGAGAGGAAUAAAGCCAUGUAUGAAUCAGACAUAGCUCAGAUAUUUGAAAUAGCAGAUAUCAGGUCAACAGGAUACAAAACAAGCACUCCCAACCAUCCUGCAGCUGCUUCCUGCGGCUGCACUAGAGAGAGUUUUGGUUUAUGUGGCACGCAAGGACAAUGAGGACCUAAGCAAACCUGUGUAGCUGUUACAUUUAUUAUGUUAUUGUUCACCUGAUGCAGUGUAAAAUAUCACCAAACAGUGGUUUAAAAUAAGGUGCAGCUCAUGCUUACCUCGUAAUUUCGUCACAUUUGUUCGAUAAAUGUAUUUCUCCUAAAAUGAGUUCAGGAAAUAAAAGAAAUAAUUUUAGAAGAAGUCCUAUAAUCUUAUAAUAAUUGGACAAGAAAUGUGAGCAACUUUAUUGACAAAACUGACAGACUGAUCAAAAUUAAUUUAGUGGCUAUUUAGGUGUAUAUAAAACAUAAUUUAAAACCACUAAAUGAUUGUAUUCCUGCCAAGUUUUAAAACUCAGACUGUUUACGUCUGACAGAAGAGCCAGGAAACUACCAGGAGCAGGCAGUGAAAGAGAUGACUAAGAAUAGGAUGACCGCUCUGUUCAGGACUUUUUAUUUUCCUCAGUUUAUUUCCUGUCCAAUAACAGAGAAAAAAAAACCUUCUCUGAACUUUACAACUCACUCAAACACACACAAUCACACACAAACUCAAACACACACUCACACACACAGUCUAAACACUCACUGACCUGUUUCCUGUCCCCAGACUGCGCAGUGAGAAAUGGAUGGACGUCCAGGUGGGAGACAUCAUCAAACUGGAAAAUAACCAGUUUGUGACUGUGAGUAAACAAAGAAAGUAUCUCCUCAUUUUACUCUCCUCCACUUUCACCUCCAAACUCUAUCAAUCUUUAUUAUUGGUUAUAAAUUUACGGUGAUCAAUGCCUUCUUGACGCUGCAUUUCAGGCUGACCUCCUCUUGCUGUCCAGCAGUGAACCUCUCAACCUGGUUUAUAUAGAGACAGCAGAACUGGAUGGGUGAGAAGAUGUUUUAUAUCAUAUCAUUAUAAAGCUGAUUCAGCAUAUCUGAAUAUCAUGCAGAGGAUUGAGUGAUUCACCCCUUCUUCUUUAUUUACCUGCUUCUCUUUAAACUUCACUCAUUCCUCUUCUCUACCACCUCCUCUCUGCACUUUCUCUUCUCCUCUUCUUCAGAGAGACGAACCUGAAGGUCAGACAGGCCCUGCCUGUUACAGGAGACCUGGGAGAUGAUAUUGAAAAGCUGGCAGACUUUAAUGGUAAGAAAACUGGACUGCUACAGAUAGCAGAGUUGAAACUGAGUCACCAAACUUCGAGUUCAGAUCAAGUCUUCAUUAUGCGAGUCUGAGUCAAGUCCCCACUACCUUACCUUUGACACUCCAAACUAUUGAUUGUUUAAACUCUGUGUGACCUCUUGGAUGUGUAGAAAACACAUUUCUUUUAUUAACAUUAGAUCUUGGUAAAUCCUGUUAGUGUUUUUGGAGAUCAAGAUCAUAGAUGGAUAUUUAGAUUGACAGACAGACUAACAGAGGACUCAAACUCUUCAGUUGGACCAGUAGGAGUUCUCCCAGUGUAAAUCUGCGCCCCUCUGUCUCCUUAGGUGAGGUGCGCUGCGAACCCCCCAACAACCGCCUGGACCGCUUCACAGGAACGCUCACCAUUGCUGGUCAGAAAUACCCGCUGGACAACGAGAAGAUCCUGCUGAGAGGCUGCACGCUGAGGAACACAGAAUGGUGCUUUGGACUGGUGCUGUUUGGAGGUGGGUCAGACUUUUUAUAUACAUAUUAUCAUAAGAAAGUGAGGGAACUUUGCUUACUUACACCCCUAUUAAAAAAAAAGAUUAAAAAAAAAACUAAAGAAUGAUGUUUGAUCGAAUUGAAACGUACUUUGAGGUUUUGCUUAUUUUUAAUGUUCUUAUGCAGGUCCAGAGACGAAGCUGAUGCAGAACUGUGGGAAGAGCACAUUCAAGAGGACCAGUGUGGACCGUCUGAUGAAUGUCCUUGUCCUUUGUGUGAGUCUUGAGGUCAUUAGUUGUUUGUGUGAUAGCCAAUAGCUCAUUAUUUAAACUUAGCGUGUGCUGUCAGAGUAAUGACACCCGUAAAACUCUCAACAACAGAGGUCCUCCUUUCCCUGCAGGUGUAUUUUUGCUCUCGUAUAAUUUCUUGCUGUAUGUUUUAAAUGCUUAAAGUCAGUCCAGUCCAGCCAUAAAGGUCUUCUAAGUAAUUUUGCAAGUCAGGGGUGGAUUAAAAUCUAUAUUGUCAUUAUUGUGAGAAUAUUGCCAUAUUUUUGUUGUUACCUCCUCUGCAGAUUUUCGGUUUCCUGGCAUUCAUGUGCACCAUCCUGGCGAUUGGAAACUUCUUCUGGGAGAGAAACGAAGGCUCAGAGUUCAUAGUCUUCCUGCCCAGAGAAAAUCAAAACGGAGCUGGCAUCUCUGCCUUCCUCACGUUCUGGUCCUACGUCAUCAUCCUCAACACAGUGGUGCCCAUCUCUCUCUACGUUAGGUAAGAAAAACUUUGUCAGGACUGUAGAUUUCCAAAGACAGAAAUGAAAUACAGACAGAACUGAACAAACAAAACAAAUGAAAAAAGAUCCUACUUGUUUCCCAUUUUCUCUGCAGCGUGGAGAUCAUUCGAUUAGGGAACAGCUUCUACAUUGAGUGGGACAGAAAGAUGUACUACUCACGUAACGACACCCCCGCUGAGGCUCGUACCACCACGCUGAAUGAGGAGCUGGGACAAAUUAAGUACGUCUUUAGCGACAAGACAGGAACGCUCACUCAGAAUAUCAUGGUGUUCAACAAGUGCUCCAUCAACGGCAAAUCCUACGGUAAGACUCAAGAAGUCAUGUUUAGCUCUUGAACUGGUUGCAGGUUAGAUUUCUGGAUUACAAUAUCCUCCUAAUUUAUGCUUUUUUAACUUUUUUAAAACUUUUUGUGCUGCUUUCUUGUUUUUCAGGGACUUAAAAUGUUUUUACGCUCAUUUUCUGUCUCUGCUUGUUUUAGGGGAUGUUUAUGACUACACUGGCCAAAGACUGGAGAUAACAGAGGUGAGUUCACAAGUCAGCAAGUCAUCGUAUCCCAUGUGCUCAAAAACACUUGAAAAUUAGGAGUUCAUCAAAAAAACGAGGAAAUGAUACUAAAUGCUAUAUUGGUACUAGCUGUAGAUUUUUUUUUAUCCUCCUCUCUCACAAACCAGGAUACAGACACAGUGGACUUCUCCUUCAACCUGCUGGCCGACUCUCGCUUCAUGUUCCACGAUCACGCCCUGGUGGAGGCGGUGAAGCUGGAGAACCCCGAGGUCCACGCUUUCUUCAGACUGCUGGCUCUCUGUCACACCGUCAUGGCCGAGGAGAAGAAAGAAGGUCAGUGUUUCUGUGACCCAGUGAAGAACCCCUUGGACUUUGAAAUUGAACACAGUGAAAUAUUUGGGGGACAUCUCACUGACUUGUAUUCAUCCUAACCUGCAAAUUUUGAUGGUUAUGAUGAUUCUGUUUUAGAGUGGGCCAAGUGACUCCUCCCACCAAACACAGAAUAUUUAAUUCUCUCUUUCUUGCAGGUGAGAUUUUCUACCAGGCCCAGUCUCCAGAUGAGGGAGCUUUGGUCACGGCCGCAAGAAACUUUGGAUUUGUGUUUCGCUCUCGGACCCCAGACUCUGUUUCCAUUGUGGAAAUGGGACAGCAGCGCAGCUACGAACUCCUCGCUAUCCUGGAUUUCAACAACGUCCGCAAGAGGAUGUCUGUUAUAGGUACAAAAGCUGGUGUGAUAAUGAUCAUAAACAUUUUCAGUCUUGAUUUAAAAUAGGGUUCAUGUUUGUUCUCAUGCCUGUGUGUAUUUGUGUGUGUGUGUUUGUGUGUUUGUGUUUUCAGUGAGGAGUCCAGAGGGGAAGCUGUCUCUCUACUGUAAAGGUGCAGACACAAUCAUCUAUGAGAGGCUGCAUCAGUCCUGCAGUAAGCUGAUGGAGGUCACCACAGAGCAUCUCAAUGUCAGUGAUAUAUCUGCGUCUUUACUGUAUGUGUGUGCAUGUGUUUUGUUGUGAUUGCAGCCACAUUCUUUAUAUUACUUUUAAAUUUAAAAAAAAACGCUGAUCGCCCCAGCUAAAAAAAUGUUAGCUCUUUUUGAUGAGUAAUGCAUUCCCAAAGUGCGUUAUAGGAAAAGGCAGAUUUUCCCGGGUGUGUCAGAACUCAGGGUGUGGUGAGGAGCGAAGAUUAGAGGAUUUUAACUGGGGAGGCAACCUACCAAGUCAGAUAAACUGAGUUUUUUUUUAAGGCUGUCGAGUUAAUAAUUAAAUCCUAAAUCUUUUGAAUAAAUCUGACACAGAAGAAGUGAUUUGAUAGGAUUAAAACGUUCACUAUUAGUACUUCAAAACGUCAUGCUGAUGAAGAAGGAGAGACCAGAAAGAGGGAAGGCAAGACAAAGAUGGAGCUACAUAUCACUUCAAAAACUUGACUAAUAAACACAAAAAACUUACAUGUCACGAUCCAUUUGUAAUGAUGUUAAACUUUAUGAUUUAUCCUCAUCACCAGCCCUGUGACUGGAACUUUUUUGAGAGAGGGUGGUGUCUCAUGAAAUAAGUGUUUGCUGUGCUUUUAUUUUGAUAGUCUCGCAUGAAGGUUUAUGUAAGGCAUUGCAAAACACUGCUUUUAUUUUGACUUCUGGUAGAUUGUAUGUUACACAGCUGAAUAAAACUAGGAUACAAGUGUAAUUGCACAGCUAAUAAGAGUCCCCAAGAUCCACAAGCUCUAAUGUGAGUUGUUAAAAGUGCUGAAUCAUCUUUCAGAGGGCGGCUAUAACUAGCUCACUAGCAGCUGCCACUGCGUCUUCUUCAUGUUCUUUGUUUGAUGACAUAUUGCAACCAGUGUAAAGGACCCCCAAUGUGCUCAGUGCAUUAUCCUUUACUUAUUAUUAUCAUGAUAUCAGUAUCUGAUUUUUUACAGAUAUGGUUUUCAUCAGUCCUACUGAUAUGUUGCAUCAGCCCUAAUAUGUACUUGUCUUUAUUCUCAAAUAUUGCUCCUGCAUUUUCUCACAGGAGACGCAUCCUCAUGUCUGUCUAACUCCUCUGCAGAGUCUCUUUCUUUAUUUCUGUUUUUCCUCAUCCAGUAGAUGUCAUAACAGAAGAUAAAACACUGAUUAUCUCCCGGUUGUCUGUUUGUCUUAGCUUGUCUUUUUAGUUUAUACCUGCAUAACAAAAUUUAAACACCUCCGCACACGACUUUAACUUCUGUUUAUCUCUCUGAAUACCAUCAGUUUCUCUGUGUUUUGGUUCUUCCAGGAUGUGUAUGUGAUCAUGUGCACCUUCAUGCAAGGGGUCAGGCUAACUAUGUGAAUGCUGGUCUGCAGGAGUUUGCAGGGGAAGGCCUGAGGACUCUGGCGCUGGCCUACAAAGAUCUGGAUGAGGAGUAUUUCAUUCAGUGGAAACAGCGCCACCAUGAGGCUAGCACGGCUCUAGACGACAGAGAGGGAAGACUGGACCAGCUGUACGAGGAGAUUGAGAAGGAUCUGCUGGUAGGGGAAGAAAACACAUAAAAAAAUGUCCUCAAAAAGUGACUGAAUGAUUUCAGCAGAUUGUUGUUCAAAGUUAUAAUUUGUUCUUGGUGUUUGUCCAGCUCCUCGGAGCAACAGCCAUCGAAGACAAGUUACAAGACGGAGUCCCUCAGACUAUCGAGCAGCUGGCCAAAGCAGACAUCAAGAUCUGGGUUUUAACUGGUGAUAAACAAGGUACAGAACUUUCAAAUACAUACUAAAAGACUUUAACACUUUUCAUUGAAGUCCUUAUAGUAUGGUUAGCGUUAGUCAAUAGUUUAUUUUUCAACCACUGAUAAGACCUGAGAAGAUGCUUAAAUGUAUUUAUACGUAUAUUUAUAUGAUACGUAUUAUUAUAUAUUUAAAGAUAUUUAUAUCUUUAAAAGUUAAAUUAACAGCAAAGUCAGCAUUUCUAUUAUUGCUUAUUUGACGAUGUAAGACUCCCAUUUGAAGUUUGAGAAGAGUUUGUAUUUCUCAUUAACAUCAGUAGAAAGUUAAUUGAGAGUUUUGAGAUUUUAAGUCAAUGUACAAAAACAUUCAACUGAAUUAUUAAAGCUGUCUAUGUCCACAAGAAUUUUGUAUUAAACCUGUAAAAAAAUCACUCUAAUGUUAAAAAGUUCUAUUGAUGCUUAUGAAAGGUAUCUUGUAUGUUGAUAUGUUUCUAAUGGGAGCCUGAAAAUGUCUUAUAAGCAACAAUAAAGGUGUGAAUGAUGCUCCUAAUUAGAGUUAUUUAGACUAACUAAUGUUUUAAAGCUUCUUUAUAUUCAAGGUCUGUGUAAAGACAUUCAUUAACAGUUAAUAAGACCUUAAAAGAUGCCUAUACACCCAAGCAUACCCUUGUGAUCAAGUGUUUGUAAAAAAACAGCCUCCACAUAAAGCACAACAGCACCUCCACCUACUAAAGUGUCAGAGAGGACAGUUUAACAGAAGUUCACUCAUCGAAUCCUCCUCACCUUUGAUUUUUCAUCCCAACUCCCUCACCUCUUAACACAGAACAAAAAUUUUCUGCAUGACCAAUCAGGCCAGCAAAAUAAACAGCUCCUCCUCUGCCUGUAUAUGCAGGGAGUAUCAAGUUUUACUGGUCUGGGAAACAUUCAUCAGAAAUCCAUCAUGCAUUCUGCGAUAAUGUGCUUCAUACAGGAGCAUCAUACAGGAUCAUAUUAACGUGAUCUUUUGUGUUUAAAAUAAUAUGCUUGUGUUGUUAGUCAGUGUAAAAUUUCUGGUGUUGCAUGUGUUUCAGAAACUGCAGAAAACAUCGGGUACUCCUGCAACUUACUGCGGGAGGAGAUGAACGAGGUUUUCAUCAUCUCGGGAAACUCCCCUGAAGAUGUCAGACAGGAGCUGAGGUCAGACAGAAACACUUAUCAUGUUGCAUCUUAAAAAAUGUUUGUCAAGUCUUAUUUGUCUCAUGCACAAUAAUCAUUACAAAGACACUAAUGAGGAUGAAGUGUUUGUUAAUUAAGAAUUCCUGCAACAGUGCCUACACUAAAUCUUAAGAAUAAAUUUUUAAAAUCUUCUAUCUCCAGUAUAAAAAGAUGAAUUCACUAAAUCCUAAAACUACACCAGGACGGCAUUUUAUAAGACAUUUUAUAAGAUUUUAUAAGUAGAUCUAUCACAAUUGAAAAAGUGAUAAUAAAAGUGAUUACCACACACACACACAACCAUAACAACAAGGUGCUUUGGAGUAGGUGUAAAUAGCUUACACAAGGAAUAAAGAGUUUAGAGGGUGAAUUAAAAAAUAUAAUAAAAGUUUCUGUAGAAAAGCAGAGCAGUAGAUUAACCGUGUAAUUUCUGUUUAAAUCCUGUUUUUUAUAAGUUCUCUGAAAUUCAUCUUUUUCUUCGUAUUUGUGGUCAGAAAUGCACAAACCGCCAUAAAACCAGCUUCAGACGAGGAUUCAGUGUUUCUGCCACAGGGAACUGUGAGUAAUGGUCCCACAGUGGUCUCUGAAGAGGUGGCGAACGGAGAGUACGGCUUGGUUAUCAACGGACACAGCCUGGUACGCCAAAGAAAAAGUCCUUAUCAAAAUACAUUUCGUAAAGGGCCUCCUUAUUCAUUGUAUGUACUCAGAAAAGAAAGAAAGAAAGAAAGAAAGACAGACAGACAGACAGGUAGGAAACAUCCACCCAUGCAAACAACAUGAACAGUGCAUUUAAGAAUAAUAAUACAUUUAUUUAUCCCCAAAGGGAAAUUCAAUUGUCUGUAGUCUCAUUUGUCAUGUCUCAGAAAGUCAUCUAUAUUAUAAUUUAUAUUACAUAACAGGAAAAUAAAAACACCUGAAAUGUUAUUUCAAUAAGUCAAAAUACCUUAAAAACACUCCUUUUAUUACCUUCUGUUACGUUGACACCUGCAGUUUCACACUUUUCACACUUGUACUGUUAUGUGUUAGAAAGUUAUACAACCCCUGUGUGUCAUCAUCACUUUCCUGUCUUCCCCUCAGGCGUACGCCCUGGAGCGCAGCCUGGAGCUGGACUUCCUGAAGACGGCCUGCAUGUGCAAGGCGGUGAUCUGCUGCAGAGUCACUCCUCUGCAGAAAGCUCAGGUGGUGGAGCUCGUCAAGAAGUACAAGAAGGCAGUCACACUGGCGAUAGGAGACGGAGCCAACGAUGUCAGCAUGAUUAAAGGUAUCGUCAUGGAAACAGAGAAUAUUUGUGGGUGUUUAUUAUGGUUUUUGUCCCAUUUGAAAAUCUGUGUGAGAGACAUAAAGGACUACAUCAGAUGUAGCUGCUCAAAUAUUCAUCCGUCUCUGUCCAUCCAGCGGCUCAUAUAGGCGUGGGAAUCUCGGGUCAGGAGGGCAUGCAGGCAGUGCUGUCCAGCGACUACUCCUUCGCUCAGUUCCGCUUCCUGCAGCGCCUCCUACUGGUGCAUGGCCGCUGGUCAUACUUGCGUAUGUGCAAGUUCCUGCGCUACUUUUUCUACAAAAACUUCACCUUCACCUUCGUGCACUUCUGGUAUGCCUUCUUCUGCGGCUUCUCUGCACAGGUGAGGGAGAAAUUAAUGCAAUCUCAGAGUUUGACUUUAUAAUUGUAAUUGACUUUAUUAUGAUUUUAUAUUCAUGAUAAGUAUAAUCAAUGAUAAUUGUUCCUCAGAAAAUACUGGGACAAUGUUUAAUUCUAAAAAGUGAAAAUCAUUUUACUGUCUUUGUUGUGUUCAAGUAUAAAUGUUGUAAAAGAAGUUAACAGAUUUUCUGUUCCUGCUUUUUGCUUUUCAGACGGUGUACGACGAGUGGUUCAUAACACUGUAUAACCUGGUGUACACGGCACUUCCUGUGCUAGGAAUGAGUCUGUUUGAUCAGGUAACUCAUGGCUAUCUGUGUGUGGAGUCCCCUGCUAACUACUAUAACAAAUGUGGACAUAAAGGAUUCCUGCAAGCCUAAAGUUCUAUUCUAAUCGUUUUUUUUUUUCUUCUUUUUUUUUUUUUUUUUUUUUACAACUUAGAGUGUUCUCACUGGUCUUGAAAUUGUGAUUAUGAAGUUUUUAGCCAAAAUCACGUCACCCAUGUCAUCUUCAAGAGCUUUUCUUCUGCAGAGCUCCAUUAGCUCAUUAGCAAUUCACCUUUGAGUCGUGGGUGGAGACAGCGCUGCUCUGCACACUCCUCUUCACGCUGACUUGCAGCCUAACAUUGCCAGUGUAGUAGAAGUGGCAGGUAACAUAGGAGCUAUUCAGCUCUCAGACACUAAUGUCUUCGGGGACAUAAUCGCAGUUAACCCUUGUGCACCCCUAGGGACCGUUUUGGUCCUUUGUAACUAUACUUUUGUGGAUAAUUUUGGCUGUGAUGAUGCAAAUGGCAUGAAAGUUUGCCAAAGUGUGUAAUUUUAGGUGCAAUUUAAUUUUUUUUCUUUUUUCUUCCUUUAACCUUUUUUGCAUGUGAGCAAUUUUUAUACUUCAGUAAACACCCCUAAGGACCGAAACGGUCCCAUUGACUCCCAUUAAAACAUGUUUUUUUCAAUACACUGCCAAUGCAGUAUAAUUUUUGGAUUUUUUUUUUCUCAUGUACACCUAUUCUUUGAGGGUCAAACUGUUUUUUUUUUUUAUGCCGACCAGCAGAUGGCGCCAUUUUUCUUUUUUCCUGCCAUACCCUUUAGAACCAGAGGGGCACUGUUUUCCCUUUGUCACAGAGCUGGUUUAUUUCAUGCAUAUAGAUAGAUAGAUUGAUAGAUAUAUAAUUUAUUGAUCCCAAACUGGAAAAUUCUCAUGUUACAGCAGCAAAAAAAUACAAAAUAGAAUUAAAUAUAAGAAGAAAUAUGUACAAUGCAGACUAAAAAUACUAAAUAUAUACAUUGAAUACAGGCUAAAUAUACUAAACAUCUUUAGAGAGAAAAUAAAUUUAAUAAAAACUAUUUAGGUGUGCUUUUGGGACAUCAUGGAUUAUGUGCAUGUGUUUUCAUGAAUUACUUGUGUGUGUGUGUGUGUGUGUGUGUGUGUGUGUGUGUGUGUGUGUGUGUGUGUGUGUGUGUGUGCAUAUGCAGCCAUGAGAAUAGCCAAAAUCCUUCCAGAAACAGCGGCAGUUGUACAAUCUGCACCUGCAGUUUCCUUCUGUGUGUGUGUGUGUGUGUGUGUGUGUGUGUCUGAUUGUGUGUGUGUGAUUGUGUGUCUGAUUGUGUGUGUGUGCGCACGUGUGUGAGCAAGCUCAUGAGGUUCAUAGCGGGCACCUGAUCAAUGUGAGUGCGUAAAAGCAAGCGAGGAAGGGAUGGAGUGUGAGUGUGUGUUUGUGUGUGUGUGUGUGUGUGUGUGUGUGUGUGUGUGUGUGAGAUUGUGUGUGCGAGCGUGCGUGCGUGUGUGCGUGUGUAAGCGCACGCACGAGGUUCAUAGCUGGCACCUGAAGAGGGAGGGCUUCAUCAAUGUGCUUACGUAAAAGCAAGGGAUGGAUGGAUGGAUGGUGUGUGUGUGUGUGUGUGUGUGUCUGAUUGUUUGUGUGUGUGUGUGUGUGUGUAUGUGUGCAUGUGUCUGAUUGUUUUUGUGUGUGUGUGUGUGUGUGUGUGUGUGUGUGUCUGAUUGUUUGUGUGUGUGUGUGAGCGAGCGCACGAGGUUCAUAGCAGGCACCUGAUCGAUGUGCGUGCGUAAAAGCAAGCAAGGGAUGGAUGGUGUGUGUAUGUGUGUGUGUGUUUGAGAUUGUGUGUGAGAUUGUGUGUGCGUGCAUGCAUGUGUGAGCGCACGCACAAGGUUCAUAGCGAGCACCUGAAGAGGGAGGAUAUCAUCGAUGUGCGUGCAUAAAAGCAAGAGAUGGAUGGAUGGAUGGAUGGAUGGUGUGUGUGUGUGUGUGUGUGUGUGUGUGUGUGUGUGUGUGUGUGUGUGUGUGUGUGUAAUACACUACAGAAAAAAAAAAAUCUUUUCAAAUUUUCUCAUCAAUGUUUACCAAUCCCAUGCUCUAAUAAUCAAAAGUUUAAAAAAACAAUUUGCAUAUAUAGGAUGGAAAAUAAUUCACUAAUUGUGUUUUUUGACUUAAGAUAAUAUCAGGUUUUUACAAAAAAGACUGGCAUUUAUGGGGUUAAAAUACACAACCUGAAUAAAGUUUUGCUAUUUAUGAUUAGGUUAUAAGUCAAUGAUGGCAGCCAAAAAAAAAAAAAAUUUAAAUACAUUUAUUUAGACCAUAUUUUUACUCCAGCAAAAUGGAGGGGACCGUUUCGGUCCCUAGGGGUGUUAAUUGAAGUUUUUAUUAUUAUUCAACACUACAGAAAAAAUACAAAUCCUUUCAAAUCCAUUUUCUCAUCAAUGUUUACCAAUCCCAUGCUCUAAUAAUCAAAAGUUUAAAAAAACAAUUUGCAUAUAUAGGAUGGAAAAUAAUUCACUAAUUGUGUUUUUUGACUUAAAAUAAUAUCAGGUUUUUACAAAAAAGACUGGCAUUUAUGGGGUUAAAAUACAAAACCUGAAUAAAGUUUUGCUAUUUAUGAUUAGGUUAUAAGUCAAUGAUGGCAGCCAAAAAAAAAAAUUUUUAAUAUAUUUAUUUAGACAAUAUUUCUACUGCAGCAAAAUGGAGGGGACCGUUUCGGUCCUUAGGGGUCUUAAUUGAAGUUUUUAUUAUUAUUCAACACUACAGAAAAAAUACAAAUCCUUUCAAAUCCAUUUUCUCAUCAAUGUUUACCAAUCCCAUGCUCUAAUAAUCAAAAGUUUAAAAAAACAAUUUGCAUAUAUAGGAUGGAAAAUAAUUCAUUAAUUGUGUUUUUUGACUUAAAAUAAUAUCAGGUUUUUACAAAAAAGACUGGCAUUUAUGGGGUUAAAAUACAAAACCUGAAUAAAGUUUUGCUAUUCAUGAUUAGGUUAUAAGUCAAUGAUGGCAGCCAAAAAAAAAAAAAAUUUAAAUAUAUUUAUUUAGACCAUAUUUUUACUCCAGCAAAAUGGAGGGGACCGUUUCGGUCCUUAGGGGUGUUAAGGGAAGUUUUUCUUAGGGGUGCACAAGGGUUAAUAUCAUAAUUAGCUUUCUUACGAGCAUUGCAAUCUGCUAACGCACACGCUUGUUCCAUGAUUGUCCUCUGUACUUCUCCGAGUCUGGCCUGCAUAGUGGGGCUUUGAGAAUUUGUGAUGUAGAAAAUCUCACUGUGUCUGAACCUGCUGUUCGGGUCUGUGAGAGGUUCACAGCGAUUUAAAUGCAGAAAUAUUCCGAAAUGCAAUUUCACACUUAUUUUUCUUAUAAUAUGCCCUGGAGCAUCAGAAAAAUGCCAUAUGAACAUGUAAAAAACAAGAAAAACAGGAUUUACAUCAGAGUGGGUCUUAAAUUUUCUUCAAACUCACUUAUGUUGACGUCUCACCUUUGUCUCCCUCUGCUGGUCAGGACGUGAACGACGUGUGGAGUUUCCAGCACCCUCAGCUUUACAUUCCUGGUCAGCUCAACCUCUACUUCAGCAAAAAGACUUUCUUCAAGUGUGCCCUCCACAGCUGCUACAGCUCCUUGGUGCUCUUCUUCAUCCCCUACGCAGCCAUGCACGACACGGUGAGGGGCGAUGGGAAAGACAUCUCAGACUACCAGUCCUUCGCUCUCCUCACUCAGACGUGUCUGCUGUUCGCUGUCACCAUCCAGGUAUGAGGGAUCCUCUGAAUACUCUUUUGUGUAGAGUUAUAAAUGCUCACAUACUUUUUAACAUGUUUCCUCCUUGUGUGUGUAGUUGGGGCUGGAGAUGUCUUACUGGACGGCAGUGAACACUUUCUUCGUGUUGGGCAGUCUUGGCAUGUACUUUGCGGUCACGUUCACCAUGUACAGUAACGGCAUGUUCCUCAUGCUGCCGUCAGUUUUCUCUUUUAUUGGUGAGUGGAUUCUGAAUAAAGACAUCAAAGUCAGUCUAAUCCUAAAUCUCAUCACUCACUUACCAGAGGAGACAGCAUCAAGUGAGCACAGACAGAAUAUUAACAGAGCUGUUUGACCUCUAAGCCUGAGGAGCCAUGUCUGUCACUGAUUACAGCUAAAAGAACUGCCUGAAUAAAAACCUCAUAUUUGUGUGUUUUUCUGCAGGAACCGCCCGAAACUCUCUGAGCCAGCCAAAUGUUUGGCUGACGAUCUUCCUCACCUCCAUCCUGUGUGUUCUUCCUGUGAUUACCUACCGCUUCCUGUUUAUACAGCUCUGCCCAACCAUCAAUGAUAAGGUAUAGAUUGGUGCAGAACGGUUCUGUGCUCAUUAUUUACAUUUUACUAGUCUGACAAAAUAUAUAACGUAAAAUACAAGAACUUUUUAGAUUUAGAUCUGUUCAGAAAUCCUCUGUUAGCUGAGUGAUUGAGAGCAGAGGUUUUUGAUCUGAAAUGCACACCUGUAUAUGUGUCAUGGUAUCAGAUUUUCACCUGCAUGGUAACAAUAUUAUCACAGACAUCAAUAUGACUUUCAGUCUAUGUCAUAAACCUGAGAAACUCCUCACAGGAGCUUAAAGUCGAUCUUUCAGUUCUUUGACCAAACAGAUUCACCACAUUUUGUCAUUGUUGCUGCCCUCUCAAAUUCUCAGGUGAUGUUCAAGGUGAGACAGGCCAAAGCCACACCUCCUCCUCCACCUCGUCGCACCCGCAUCCGCCGCACCAGCUCCCGCCGCUCUGGCUAUGCCUUCUCACACGCUCAGGGCUAUGGUGAUCUGGUGACUUCUGGGCGGUUCCUUCGGCGUCCUGCAGUGUCGCGGUCGUCAGGUUUUCCAAACAUCGGUCGGCCCACCACUGGCUUCAGUCCGAUGGGGCGAUCAGCAGGAUACAGCCCGACAGGGCGGCCUCAGAACACCAAGACCCCAGACGUGGAGGUGACAUCUCUGCAGAUGUACAGGACUUUCAGUGAUCCUGCUCUCUGA